Protopolystoma xenopodis is the source of this 270-nucleotide messenger RNA. NCBI's taxonomy places the organism in Eukaryota, Metazoa, Platyhelminthes, Monogenea, Polystomatidea, Polystomatidae. The record is from the annotation of a GenBank genome assembly.
AUGGCUGCUUAUUCAUGCGUCUUAAGAGCUGAAUCUGCGGGCCUUUCCGGUGCCUCAAUUGAACGAGCUAAGCUACUUUGGCGCACCGGUAAGCAAGAAGCUGCUUUGGCAUGUCUGGAGAAAGCAAUACCCCACUUGAUGAUGCUCUCGCCCACGUCGAAUACAGCCUGUUCCGAAAACUCUGUGGCGGAACUAGAUGGUGACAUUGGUACAAAAGGACAAUGCCGAAUUCGUUUUGAGCGUAGAAUCUGCACUCAUCAGGUAUCCUAA